Phlebotomus papatasi is the source of this 5864-nucleotide messenger RNA. It is a transcript of the gene BTBD9, whose product is annotated as BTB/POZ domain-containing protein 9. Gene Ontology annotation, molecular function: protein binding. Lineage: Eukaryota; Metazoa; Arthropoda; Insecta; Diptera; Psychodidae. The transcript is spliced from 4 exons. The coding region runs from base 140 to 1951 and encodes 603 amino acids. The record is from RefSeq and is a predicted model, not a curated record. Gene Ontology annotation, biological process: modulation of chemical synaptic transmission; circadian behavior; adult locomotory behavior.
GGGGAAGUAGUCAAUUCCCCCAUUCUAUUGUGACAGUUCCUAUGUGAAAAACAAAGUUUCUCGUGUGAUUUUUCUCAAUUUUCUCAAUAUUUAGUGAUAUCCCCGGCUACCUUGUGCUGUAAAAGUAUAGUGGGUGCCAAUGAGCAGCAAUAGCCAUAGCAUGGCUGACCCAAAUCCCUGGGGCGAGAUUGAGCUGACAAGCCGCUUUUCCGAGGAAAUGUCCCAGUUGUGCAUAAAUCAGGAUUACUCGGAUGUGGUGUUUGUGGUGGAUGGAGUAAAGUUACCGGCUCAUCGAGUGAUUUUAGCUGCCCGGAGUGAGUAUUUCCGGGCGAUGCUUUUUGGGGGAAUGUCCGAGAGUUCGCAAAAUGAGAUUGAACUGAAAGUUCCUCUGGAGGCUUUUCGUGCUCUCCUGCGUUACAUUUACUCAGGGCAUAUGUCCCUGUCGCAGAUGAGGGAGGAGGAUGUACUGGAUACUCUCGGUCUGGCCAAUCAGUAUGGCUUCACGGAGCUGGAAAAGGCAAUUUCGGGGUAUUUGAGAAAAAUACUCUCCCUGGACAAUGUCUGUGCUGUCCUGGAUGCUGCUCGGCUCUAUGCCUUUGACAAUCUCAUGAAUGUCUGCCAUACGUUCAUGGAUCGCAGAACCACGGACAUCCUCAAGCACGAAUCCUUCAAGAAUCUCUCGCAACAAUCUCUGAUCGGGCUGCUCGAGAGGGAUUCCUUCUCGGCUCCCGAAGUGUCAAUCUUUGUGGCUGUGCACGAAUGGUGCACAGCCAAUCCGGACGCCAAUAUUGACCUUGUGGUGUCCCAUGUGCGUCUGCCCCUGAUGGAUCUCAAGCAACUCUUCAGCGUGGUGCGUCCCUCGGGCAUCAUAGGCAAUGAUCGAUUGCUGGAUGCCAUCGAGAAGAAGACCACGAGUAAGUUCCUGCCCUAUCGGGGUGCCCUGUGGCCAGAGGAAAAUGUGGCAUCGCCCCAAUUUGACUCGAAGACCAUUCAGGGUGAACAGAGAUCAUCCCUCCUGGACGGCGACACUGAGUCCUACGACAUGGAGCGCGGCUAUACGAGGCACACAAUCAAUGAAAACAAUGAUCAGGGCAUUGUUGUGGAACUGGGAGCCAUCAGUAUCAUAAAUCACAUCAAGAUUCUGCUCUGGGACAAGGAUGUUCGUUCCUACUGCUACUACGUUGAGGUGAGCGUCAAUCAGCAAAACUGGGAACGGGUGAUUGACCAUCGCGACUACAAUUGUCGCUCCUGGCAAUUCCUCUACUUCCCUGCUCGAGCUGUUCGCUACAUUCGCUUAGUCGGGACUCACAAUACCGUCAACAAAGUCUUUCACGUGGUUUCCUUGGUGGCCAUGUACACAGCCAAUGUUCCUCCACUCCACAAUGGGAUUGUUGCACCUGUCAGCAAUGUGGCCACGUUGGAGAUGAGUGCGAUUGUGGUGGAUGGUGUCAGUCGUACGCGGAAUGUCCUGAUCAAUGGAGAUGUGAAGAAUUAUGACUGGGAUUAUGGAUUUACGUGCCAUCAGUUGGUCAGUGGGAUGAUUCUUGUGCAAUUGGGGCAGCCGUACUACAUUGGAUCACUGAGACUGUUGCUCUGGGAUCUGGAUGAUCGCAAUUACUGCUUCUACAUUGAGACUUCGACCAAUCGGAGGAAUUGGGAAUUGGUGGUGGACAAGAGAUCUGAACCAGUGCGAUCCUGGCAACAUUUCACCUUCUCGCCGCGUCCGGUGGUCUUCAUAAAGAUCGUUGGGACGUACAAUACAGCCAAUGAGAUUUUCCACUGUGUCCACUUUGAGUGUCCAUCGCAGGAUCCGGCGUAUUUGCUGGCCAAGAAGGAGGGUGACAAGAAAGAAAAAAGUUCCUCAACACAAACAAUAUCCCCAGGAGGAGAGAGUCCAGGUGAGAAGAAUGUAGGAGGAGCAGGAGCAGGAGGAGAAUCAUCAAAGUCGUAAAUCGCCAUGCAGAAUAGAAGAUGUUGAUUCGCUUUUUAACCCUAAGAUUUUUCCAGGUUUUUACUUUUCUCUCUUUACCUUUAGUAUUUUGUUCGUACCUUGUUUAAUUUUUUUUUCAUUGGAUCUUUCUGGAGAAUUUUUUGAGGCUGAGAGGGAGAAAUUUAAGAGAUUUUCCGGAAAUGUUCCGGGAGUUUAUGAAAUUGACUGAGUAUUGUUUUUUAAAAUGAUUUUUCAUUUGGUGCUAAUUGAAUCCAUCCCUGAGAAAUUUAGAGAAUUUGUUUACAAGAGUUGAAGACGAUGGAAAUAUGCCAAAGCAUCACAGAAUCCGGCUCUAAUUCCCCAUUGAAAAUUUGCGAUUUUUUUUAAAUUAAAAUUUUGGAAUUUUUCAUAAUUUUUUUUUAUCGAUAAAAUUCAAUAUCGAUUUUACUUUUUUUAGGUCUAAUAAAAUGAUUUUAGGUAAAUAUUCCGAAAUGAAAAAAUCUAAAAAAAAGUCCAAGACUUUUAAAAUGAAUCCAGUACUUUUUCUCAAAACCCCACAUCAAUAUGAUAACUUUUUCCGAUUUAGGGUCCAUUUAAACAGGGGUAUUUCGAAAUCUAUCUCACAGUGCUACACUGACUGAUAGAAAUCCGAAAAAGUUAAAAUAACAUUCCGGAAAUGUUAAUAUUACCCUGAAUUAUUGAUCCGAAAUCGGUGUACAUAUUACCCUUUUUAGGCGUAUUAUGGGUUAAAGUUACCCUUUUUCAUGUUAAUUUUACACUUAAAAAUGUGUAAAAUUAACAUUUAAAAAUAUUGAUAUAUUUUUACACCUAAAAAGUGUUAAAGUUAAGUGGAAAAAAAGUUAAUCGCACCCUCUUCUCAGUGUACAUUACACCAGUGAGUCUUGGAUAAAUUCCUUAUUGGUUCGUAACUAAGAUAAAAUUUUCCCGAUGGUGAUUUUCAACAUCAAUAGAAGUGGCCUCUGAACAUUGGAAGUAAGUUUCGUCAAAAAAUUGCCUUUUUUAUUUAUAUUUAGAAAGGGAGAUUUUGAAUAAUAAUGUCCUUUUAAAUGGACGUUGAAAGGUUGGCACAAAAUUCGAAAAUUCAGAGAGAACUUUUGAAAAAUAAACCCUUUGGAAUUUUCUUCAUUUUUUCCCUUUUUCUUUGCAGUAAGAAAUAGAGAGACUUUAAAGUUGUCCCAGAGAAAGUAAACUUAUGGAUACUUAGAGGCUCAUUUAAACGAAGGUAUUUUCAUUCGAAAUCUCCAUUUUGAAAUAAAAAUUCUCCAUAGAAAAAUUUGCCAAGGUUAAAUUUUGCCUAUCUUUCGGAGGAUAAAAUCUGCUUCCAAAAGCUCUAUUUUAUAAAUUUGGGCUCUUCAUAAUCACUCUAAUUCCGCUUUUUUUUCAAAAUAACCGAAUUUAAGCAAAUUUGUUGAAAAAUAGGUACUGCAAAAUGGUUAAACUUUGACCUUCGAAAAUUCGAUAUCGAAAUGAUAAUCUAUCUAAGGACGAAAUAUUCACCUUGAUUAUCUCCAAAACAAUCGAAAAUGAAAUAAACCAAAAGAAACGUGGUUUUGGAGGACUAGGAGGUGGGUGGAAGAAAAAAUACUGUCCUAGAGUUACUAGAUAAUAUUAACUUACGGAGGGGUCGUCGAAAACCGGAACUUGAUAUCUCUUACCAUGUGAAUUACAUAUUUAUUAACUAGCUUAGUCGUCCUUGGACUUUAGUCGUAAUCGUAAGUGUGUCCAGCAUAUUAGACAGAUCCAAUAAGUUUUUUGGUAUUCCUUGUUAAAAGUGUCUCAAGAGGAUGUCCUCACUUUUGGUAAUUACAAAUUUUUAUCAAGUUGGAGCGAAAAAAUCUUUCUGACUUCUGAUUAACCUUUUAAUUGAUUAACCUUGUUUUCAAAGGAUCGAUCGAUUUUCGAACAUGAUUUUUGGAAUUUGGAUCUUUGAAAGUAACUUAAAACCAGAAAAAUUCGCAUUUUAGGUUUUGAUGGAAUGUUUUCUUGGGAAACUUUGAAAACGGAUUCUCAAAUUACAAAAAAAAAAAAACUGUUCGAGUACACAGUAAAAAAAAUUAACACUAAUAUAGUGUGUAAUCUUUCACACCACUAUUAUAGUGUUAAAUUUGGAAAAAGUGUUUAAUUUAAAAUUGUUUAAUUUAAAGUUGUUGAAUUUCAAGAUGUUGAAUUUGGAAUUGUUGAAUUCUGUUUAUUGUUGAAUUUUCUUUUCAUUUCGAAGAUUUUGAUUUUUUGCCUUUUUAGACAUUUUUAUUCGUUUUUCCUGUACUCGGGAUCCCCCCCCCCCUAAUGUGAAAUGAUUACAUCUGAUGCUCGGAUCUUCACGAUAUACUUAUUUUGCAUAUAAAUAUUUGAUGUUCUAUAUGACUUUUGCCCAAUGAAGAGCAUCUCGACUGAAGUAUAAGUCUUAAUUGGAAAUUCAACAAUUUUUACACAACUUUUGUUUAAAAAUUCAACAACUUUUGUCUUAAAAUUCAAUAUCUUUUGUUUAAAAAUUCAACAACUUUUGUUUAACAAUUCAACAAAUUUGGUUGAAAUACACAAGGUUUCACACUAUAAUAGUGUUAAAAAUUAUGAUCAAACUAUAAUAGUGUUAAUUUUUGAUCAUGUGACAAAAAAUACCAUAAAGUUGUGUAUUUUUUCACACUAUAAUAAUGUGAAAAACUGUAAUCAUUCUAUAAUAGUGGUAAUUUUUGGAAUUUGUCAAACAGUUUUAAAUCACGAAACAUUGUUGGAAAAUUUUUAUGAUUAUAACAGUGAGAAAUUUUACACAGAUCGCAAUUAAAUAAUUAAUUUAUUCGAUUUCACACUAUUAUAGUGUUAAAAUUUUACACGUUUUCAAAUUAAACAACAUUAUUGAACAUUUUUCAACUAUAAUAGUGGUAAUUUUCAAAUACGUGACAAUAAAUUACCAAAAUGUUGUGCAUUUUUUAAACAUUUUUAAAUUAAACAACUAAAAUGGUCGAUUUUGCUUGCACUAUUAUAGUAGUAAAGUUUUACACAUUUUUUUACUGUGUAGUUUUCGAAAUUAUCCAGAAUGGAGGUGUGCAUGAACUGUUUGAAACCGAAUAAAAACGUCAAAUGUACGUUAAUAAUAGCCAAAACACUACCUGAACAAACUUAUUUUGACGUUUAUUCGGUUUCAAACGGUUCUUGUGCACCCCUGAUCCAGAAAUCGAUUUAUAGGAGUUAGAGUCAAACGAUUUGAGAUACCAACUUGAGGACUUUGAAGGACUCCCAUAAAUCAGGAGUGGCGUGAUAACUUAUUUUCGAUAGUAUCGACUAUCGAUUCGGAAAAAUUUUAACGAUAGCAGGAUUUCCUGUAACUAAUACAGAUAUUUAUAAACAGUCACAUCCUUUUAAGAAUGUCACAAUGAAUGGCCCAGCAAUGCGUAAAAAGUCGACAUUCACAUCUAACAGAUGUAGAUUUAUCGAUACUAUCGGUUCGAUAGUGUCGAAAAGUUACCAUUUCACCCCAGCCUUUGCAUCGCAGCCAAGACCUGAAUUUCAUUUUCGAACAUGUUUUGGGACCUUCCCAGGCUGGUAUUUUAUUCACAAACUAAAAUGACCUUGAAUUAUUCCGUCUAGGGGUUUUUCAAGGUCAAUGAUUAAAAUAGCUAUAGAGAGUUUAUUUAUCCGCCAAUUGGGGCAAGUAUGGAUUCAUUUGAACGGUCUUGAAAAUCCGAACAAGUCUCAACCGGUUUUAAUACACUUUAAAAUAAAUUUAAGAAAAAAAAUCAUAUUUUUUCAAUGGUGGAAUAGGGUUAAGGAUCUUUCUUUUUGCCUCGUUCAAUAUUUUCCUGAAAGUGAUCCUAAAAGAAAAAAAAAACAGAAUUCAGCGUGAAGCAGAAUUGUGACGAGAUAAAAAAGAAUAUUUUUGUUAAUGCUAUUUUCAAUUUAUUUUAUUUUUACAAAA